GGUACAACCAUGUCGACUUCAAAGACUGUGGUGUUGAGAACCUCAGAUGGUGAGACCUUCGAGGUGGAAGAGGCGGUGGCGUUGCAGUCGCAGACCAUCAAGCACAUGAUUGAAGAUGAUUGUGCCGAUUCCAUCAUUCCUCUGCCGAAUGUAACUAGCAAGAUCUUGCCCAAGAUUGUCGAGUACUGCAAGAAGCACAUCGAGAAGCACAUCGAGACUCCCAAGUCCGAAGACAAGACUUCGGACGAUGCUCUCAAAACCUUUGACGCUAACUUUGUCAAAGAGGUCGAAGCCGACCAGGCCACCCUCUUCGACCUCAUCUUGGGAGCAAACUAUUUGGACAUCAAAAGCUUAUUAGAUCUGAUGUGUCAAACAGUGGCGAAUAUGAUAAAAGGGAAGACUCCGGAGGAGAUUCGUAAGACUUUUCAUAUUAAGAAUGACUAUACUCUGGAAGAAGAAAAGGAGGUUCGCAGGGAUAAUGCAUGGGCGUUUGAGUAAAACAUGAAGCCCCUAUGGAUAACCCAUGAUUUUUUUUUUUUUGAUUAGUUUUUUUUUUUUGGUUGUCAAUACCCAGGAUUGCUAUAUAUAUCUGUGUGUGCUAUUAUGCACCCUUUUUUUUUUUUUU
This is a messenger RNA of Cornus florida, 625 nucleotides long. RefSeq names its product SKP1-like protein 1A. Gene Ontology annotation, biological process: SCF-dependent proteasomal ubiquitin-dependent protein catabolic process. Gene Ontology annotation, cellular component: cytoplasm; nucleus. The record is from RefSeq and is a predicted model, not a curated record. Gene Ontology annotation, molecular function: cullin family protein binding. NCBI's taxonomy places the organism in Eukaryota, Viridiplantae, Streptophyta, Magnoliopsida, Cornales, Cornaceae. The transcript has a single exon. Bases 10 to 498 code for a protein of 162 amino acids.